CUAUAGCCGUUGUAGCCGAAAAUAGAUAUCGUAUGUUGACAACUUGACUAGUAGGUGACUAAAGGUAAAUAGUAAAAUGGCAGGGUCGGCCCGAAUAUCAGGCUGGACCAUUGCUGGAACUAUCAUGAUAGCACUGACCAUCGUCGCUCUGCUCUUCGCCAGCGCCUAUCCCUACUGGCAACAGUCUGAGAAAUCCAGAGACACAGGAAUCCCUAGCAUCGGGCUCUGGGCUGUGUGUUUCCGCGAUGAUGGCUACCCAGCACCCGCCUGGGCGGAAGACACGCUAGGAAAUCGCUACUAUGGCUGCAACUAUGUUUUUGAUCGGGAUUUGAGGAAGAUUGUCCACUGGAUAUAUCCUGGAUGGUUCAUGACAGUUGUGAUCUUUGUGACCUUUGGACUGAUCACCCAGCCCGUGGGGAUCAUCCUAAACAUUCUGUACUACCUGCGUGUCUGUAGCCCACACAAGGAACACAUUCUCAUCCUGGUCUCUGUCAUUCUCAACACCACAGAAGGUCUGCUGGUGGCCAUGGCCAUAAUAAUAUUUGGCCUAAAGGCGGCCACAGACCAGUAUUGGAUGCCCCAGCCAGAAUCUAAUCACCUGUCCUACUCAUACGGGGUGUGUGCCCUGGUCCCUGUCUUGUGUUUUCUUGCUGGCAUGUGCCACUUUGUUGACUUCCUGCGCCUCAAGUCGUACAAGGACAGAGACGCCAGGGCCAAGAUCUAUGCUAGAGGGGAGUUUGCCAGAUACUGAACUGUGACUCUAAAAAUAAAAAAUAAAAAUAAAAUCCAAGAAUAGCAGUAAAUUGUAAAUAAAUUUGUCACAAGUUGGAAAAAUAAGUUGUUUGAAUUGAAUUUGCUAUAUAAUGUGUACUUUUCUUUUUUUUGCUUAUCAUAAAAUUGUAUUUAAAUGAUUUCUGGCUUUUUAAUUUGAAUGUUUUUAUGAUUUUAUCAUCUACUAAAUAAUUUAAAACUUCUUAAAAUUAAGUUAAGGAUUUUUUAUUCUGGUGUGAAUGUCAAAGUUCUACAGAAAUGUCUAUAAAUUAAAUUUUAAAAAUGUGUACAUAAUAGAACUUUGAAUUCUUAAUUCAUUUUGAAAAUUGAAAUAAAUAUGUUGUAAUUUUUUAUGAUUGGCUGGCUCGUGCAUAUUCUUGUUCCAGCACGUCAGUGUACAUAACUCUUUUAGAGACCAGAUGGCAGCUUUUAUUUAUUGAGUUACCUACCUUUAAUCUUGUCGUUUUUUUUUAUUUCUCUGGAGGGGGGGGGGGGGGUUACUGAGUGCAAAGUCUUAGAAUAGUAAAUAAAAGCAAUCCCUUCCACUGAUGAAUAAUUAAUGAUUACAGAAGUUAAAACAUUUGAUGUAAUUUGUAGGAAUAUUUGUAGGAACAUAAUUUGAGUUAAAUGUUUUUCUGGUUUCAGUGGCAGGACGGUCAUCUCACUGUCAUUUAGUCUGUGUUGACAUGUGUCAUCUCACUGUCAUUUAGUCUGUGUUGACAUGUGUCAUCUCACUGUCAUUUAGUCUGUGUUGACAUGUGUCAUCUCACUGUCAUUUAGUCUGUGUUGACAUGUGUCAUCUCACUGUCAUUUAGUCUGUGUUGACAUGUGUCAUCUCACUGUCAUUUAGUCUGUGUUGACAUGUGUCAUCUCACUGUCAUUUAGUCUGUGUUGACAUGUGUCAUCUCACUGUCAUUUAGUCUGUGUUGACAUGUGUCAUCUCACUGUCAUUUAGUCUGUGUUGACAUGUGUCAUCUCACUGUCAUUUAGUCCAUGUUGACAUGUCAUCUCACUGUCAUUUGGUCUGUGUUGACAUGUGUCAUUUCACUGUCAUUUAGUCCGUGUUGACAUGUGUCAUCUCACUGUCAUUUAGUCCAUGUUGACAUGUCAUCUCACUGUCAUUUGGUCCGUGUUGACAUGUGUCAUUUCACUGUCAUUUAGUCUGUGUUGACAUGUGUCAUUUCACUGUCAUUUAGUCUGUGUUGACAUGUGUCAUCUCACUGUCAUUUAGUCUGUGUUGACAUGUGUCAUCUCACUGUCAUUUAGUCUGUGUUGACAUGUGUCAUCUCACUGUCAUUUAGUCCAUGUUGACAUGUCAUCUCACUGUCAUUUGGUCUGUGUUGACAUGUGUCAUUUCACUGUCAUUUAGUCCGUGUUGACAUGUGUCAUCUCACUGUCAUUUAGUCCAUGUUGACAUGUCAUCCCACUGUCAUUUGGUCCGUGUUGACAUGUGUCAUUUCACUGUCAUUUAGUCUGUGUUGACAUGUGUCAUUUCACUGUCAUUUAGUCUGUGUUGACAUGUGUCAUCUCACUGUCAUUUAGUCUGUGUUGACAUGUCAUCUCACUGUCAUUUAGUCUGUGUUGACAUGUGUCAUUUCACUGUCAUUUAGUCCGUGUUGACAUGUGUCAUCUCACUGUCAUUUAGUCCAUGUUGACAUGUCAUCUCACUGUCAUUUGGUCCGUGUUGACAUGUGUCAUUUCACUGUCAUUUAGUCUGUGUUGACAUGUGUCAUUUCACUGUCAUUUAGUCUGUGUUGACAUGUGUCAUCUCACUGUCAUUUAGUCUGUGUUGACAUGUCAUCUCACUGUCAUUUAGUCCAUGUUGACAUGUCAUCUCACUGUCAUUUAGUCCGUGUUGACAUGUCAUCUCACUGUCAUUUAGUCCCUGUUGACAUGUAGAGGCAGUGAUACAUGAUAGCAUCACUUGAAGUUUUAUUUUGUAACUGUAAAAAAUAUUUUUAUAAAAUUAUCAGCUGUUUAUAUGAAUUUAUAUCUGUGUGUAUGUUUGUAGCAAUGUAUAUAAUAUGAUUCAAUUUAUACAUAUUAAAUAAACAGCUGGUUCAUUAAGCUUC
Messenger RNA from Physella acuta, 2843 nucleotides. RefSeq lists its product as uncharacterized. Gene Ontology annotation, cellular component: membrane. Lineage: Eukaryota; Metazoa; Mollusca; Gastropoda; Physidae. The record is from RefSeq and is a predicted model, not a curated record.